UAAGUGGGGAGAAAAAGUUUUUUUUUUUUAUUUUUGUUUUUUUGCAAACACGUUGUUUGAAAAACAGCUUACAAAUGAGUAACGAAUCGUCUGCGAGUGAAACAACACCGCUACGUCGGCCUGACGAUAGAUACAUUAAUUCGCUACCACAAACGCCUCCCCCAACAUCGUCGUCGUCAUCAACUACGUUUAAUAAUUUUCAAACGCGUAACUCGGUCCGCAAUAAUAAUAAUAGCACAAAUUUAACUUCCUCGUUAACGGAUCCAAUAAAUUUGGCUUCUACAACUGUGGCCAUUGCCAAUCACAAUAACAACAAUAUCGAAGUUCAUUUAAGUCACCAUCAUCCUCAUCUUAGCAACAAUAAUAACAACAGCAAUAGUGAAUUAUUUAUUAAAAUGGAAACAAAUAAACGAAUUCUCUAUCGAGUUGGUCUGGAUGUCUUGAUUUUAUUAUGCGUUGGUUUUCCCAUUUUAUGCUUCUUUUUAUGGGGAGAUUCAUAUAAACGCGGUUUCUUCUGUGAUGAUGAAUCUUUGAUGCAUCCCUUCAAAGAAUCGACGGUUAAAAGUUGGAUGUUGUACAUUAUUGGUCUGGUGCUACCAAUUGGCGUGAUACUCAUCGUUGAAAUUAUUCAAUCGAAAAAUCAGGAAAAACUUUCAAAUGGCAACUCGACCACAAGGCGUUACGUUUUUAUGGACUAUGAAAUUCCCGAUUGGAUGGUGGAAUGUUAUAAGAAAGUCGGCAUUUUCGGUUUUGGUGCUGCUGUCAGUCAACUGACAACUGAUAUUGCGAAAUAUUCGAUUGGACGUUUAAGACCGCACUUCUUUGAUGUUUGUCAACCCAUUAUGCCUGAUGGCACAACCUGUGCGAAUGCCACUAAUCAGGGUAAAUAUAUAAUGGACUUUACAUGUGGCAAUCCAUACUCCACAAAACGCAUGUUAAAAGAAUCUAGACUGUCGUUCCCCAGUGGACACUCCAGUUUUACUUUCUAUACAAUGGUCUAUGUAGCGUUAUAUUUACAAUCUCGCAUGACUUGGCAUGGUUCGAAAUUGUUGAGACAUUUCUUGCAAUUUGCUUUAAUCAUGAUUGCCUGGUAUACAGCUUUGACCCGUGUGUCCGAUUAUAAACAUCAUUGGUCCGAUGUGUUGGCCGGUUCAGCCAUUGGUUCCUUAGUGGCUGUUGUAGUGGCCAAUUAUGUGUCCGAUUUAUUUCCUAAGAAAUCUUCAAAAUCCUAUAUGUUACCUCGUUCAAUGCAAGACAUGCCGCCACAAACAAUAACAACAACAAAUGGUAAUUAAUUAAACAAAACGCUCAUCAUUUAAAUAAAACAACAAACUAAUUUAUUAACUUAAAAAAAAGAAAAAAACACACCAUGGGUAAAAAAAACAUUCUAUACAAAAAUAAAAGUAUUUUUUUUUUAAAUAAUUUAACGAAUAUAAGUAAUUUACUUAGUUGUAAGAAAUUAAGAAAAUUAUACUUAAAAAUAAAUAAAAUUUAUGUAAUUUAAAUAAUUUUACUUAAACCAUACUAGACUCGCAGACACAGUACACAAAUAACAAUAAAAUAAAAAGAUAAUUAAAAUAGAUUCAAAACCAUUAAACACAAAUCAUGCUAAAACUGUAAAAAAAUGUUUAAAAAAAUUUAAAAACACUUAUGUAUUUAGUAUGCAAAAGCAAUAGAAGCAGAGCUUUCAAUUAAUUUAAAUAUUUAAUAAUUAUAUGUAUAAAAAUAAAAGUUUAGUUAGUAUGUUAAGUAUAAUACGAUUUAAAUUAAUUCUAAAGGCAAAUAUCUACAACUAGUUGAUUAAGAAUGCACCUCAAGUGUCUUCCUAAUUUCUAAGAAAAGUUAAAGUUAUUAUUAAUACAAUUAAUAAACAAUUAAAAAUAAAUAGAUAAAAUCACACACUGUAAUGUUAAACACAAUAAUUGUAAAAACACAAAUAAUUAAAUGAUAAUAGAUAUUUUAUUUAAAGCACCCAC
Molecule: messenger RNA, 1976 nt
Organism: Calliphora vicina (urban bluebottle blowfly)
Lineage: Eukaryota; Metazoa; Arthropoda; Insecta; Diptera; Calliphoridae
Gene: wun
Product: wunen
Exons: 6
Coding region: 75-1295 (406 amino acids)
Biological process (GO): phospholipid metabolic process; phospholipid dephosphorylation; signal transduction
Cellular component (GO): plasma membrane
Molecular function (GO): phosphatidate phosphatase activity
Source: RefSeq, a predicted model, not a curated record